Molecule: messenger RNA, 735 nt
Organism: Gaeumannomyces tritici R3-111a-1
Lineage: Eukaryota; Fungi; Ascomycota; Sordariomycetes; Magnaporthales; Magnaporthaceae
Exons: 3
Coding region: 1-735 (244 amino acids)
Source: RefSeq, a predicted model, not a curated record
AUGCUUUGGGAGCGGCUCACCGAGCAGGGCAUACGGGCCGGCAGCGUCGCAUUCUACAAGCCAACAGACGAGCCGGCGCAACAGAGCAUCGUUGUUGGCGCAAGGGAAGGGUGGGGGGACGAAGCCGACGAUCAGCGGAGGCAGUGGGAAUCUGAUGGACGGCUGCAGGGAGGGGGUCGCAGCCUCAACCACUUCUUAGCCGUCUCUCCUGCACGGUUCUUCUUCUCCUCCAGCCACCGAGAUCCUGUCGGGUUGCUAUUAUCAGAGGUGCUGAUGCUGUUGGUGCCGGAACGGUCAGGCACCAGGUCACUACCCAGGCACCCCGAGCCACAUGGCAUCCAGCACAGAACCCAGCACAGAACCCAGCAGAGCAUGCACCCCACAGCUGUCAGUGCUUACUGCAAAACCACAUUGUUGGCUGCUCACCACCACCAUGGCCGAGCAGAGCCCCAGGGCCAGGCAGUGCUGCCGUCGGCUAGGCUGCCAGGAAAAAUAGAGGAGAAUCUAUAUGCAUCCACUACCGGCCCGGAUGCUACCAUCUUUACCAUGUCCUCCUCCACAUUCCCGGCCACGAGGGUCUUGUUCCACAGCAGCAACACAUUACAAACAACUCCCUUGCAGGACCCAGGACAGGACCCAGUAACAGGACCCAGGACAGAACCCAACAGCAGGACCCAGCUCGGGACGGUCCCGCCUAGUUAUAUCUCCGUCUCUCCCUAUCCAGCCGACAUCUAG